Molecule: messenger RNA, 369 nt
Organism: Paramecium octaurelia
Lineage: Eukaryota; Ciliophora; Oligohymenophorea; Peniculida; Parameciidae
Source: the annotation of a GenBank genome assembly
AUGUUAAAGAAGUUAUAGAUAUUGAAGAUGCUUAUAAUUGUUAAUUUUCUAACAGCCACAAUUUAAAUUUGUUUGAAACAAUAGGAUGAGUUGUUAUCAAUCAUCAGAGGAAAAUAUAAGAAUGUCUUAUAAUUAAAUAGAGGAGCAAUCAUAUCAUCAAGAAAAUAAAAUGUUUUUUUAGGUGGAAAUUACGGAAGCUGUCUAAACGAUGCAAUUUACUAAUUAUCAUAUUAUACGUGGAGCUUGCAAGGACAAUCAAUUACUUUUCAGCUUCCUCAAAGUUAUGAAUUAAAUACUUUAAAAAUUUGGUUUUGGGCAUCUUUUACCGAAUCAAAAUAUACAUAUAAAAUGAGAAUCAAGAAAAAUUGA